Messenger RNA from Python bivittatus (Burmese python), 804 nucleotides. NCBI's taxonomy places the organism in Eukaryota, Metazoa, Chordata, Lepidosauria, Squamata, Pythonidae. The record is from RefSeq and is a predicted model, not a curated record.
AUGGGUGUGUACAGCCCACCCCAUCCAGGGGUCAACCCCCCCAAUUUUUUCUCUGCCCAGAUGCUGAAGCCCCUGGUGGAGAAACGCCGCCGUGACCGCAUCAAUAGGAACCUGGAGGAGCUGCGCCUACUUCUCCUGCAGAAAACCCACUGCCAGUGGGAUGCAGGUACACUGCUCACGGAAGCGGAGGUUCCACUUAGCGGGCAACAACAGGCGUUUGAUAGGCGUCCCUGCCUCUUCUCAACAGCGUUGCCCCUUCAAGCCAUCUUCUUGGACCUCUUUUAUUUACAGACCCUGAAGAAUCCCAAAGUGGAGAAGGCAGAGAUUCUGGAGCUGGCCGUGGGAUACCUACAGGAGAGGAACACGGCUAAACCCCGGGGUACAAUUCACCUGCAUGGAGAGGAUGCCCUGGAGGACAGCGGCCUGCAGACCUGCUAUCCCAUGGGAUUCCGGGCGUGUUUUGGGCACCUGGCAGCCUUCAUCCAGCACGCCCAUCCGUCGGUCCAGAGCCACUUAUGGGAGGGGCUGCGCGUUUAUCUCACGGCCAUGGUGGAACCGCCAGCCCAGGACUGGAGUUCUUCCACGCUUUCUCCGAGCUCUUCCUCCUCUGAGGAAGCCCCUGCCUGGACCCCAGAGGCUUUCUGCUCACCGGUGCAGCUCAGCAGGACUUUCCGGAGACCAGACCCGCCUUCCUCCAGCACCGGACACCUGGGGAGCCGACAGAGACACCCCCACCCCCCGGAAAGUGAUGCAUCAGCGAAAAGCAUCUCCCCGCUGCCCACUUUCUGGCGCCCUUGGCCCUAG